AUGGCUCGACGCCUGAUCCCUCCGAGAAACUACACCACUCCUCAUUUCCCGUCCCUCAACGUCAACACCCUCUUCGAUUCCACGCCCGACAAAAGAUUUACGCUCUACUACAUCAGUGAUGUGUGGCGCUUCACAGUAAUAUGGACUCUCAUCACGUUUGCGCUGUUCCACCUCGGCGCCGUAUUCAUCGCCUUGUUCACGCACGGGUGGAAGAAGUCGUCGUGGAAGUAUCUUUGGUUGACGCCGAUUAUCUACCUGGGAGUCGCCGGGCUUGAGGCUUUGCUCUCUGGGACUAUUGUCGGAGUCAUGCUUGGGGCCGUAUACCAGGCGGGAUACUAUGAAAUGAACACUUGGAUUCCCUGCACAUGGGGAUUUAUCAAUGUUCUUACGUUGGUUAUCUCUUCCUUUUCGAUACAAGGAGGACUAUGA
This is a messenger RNA of Trichoderma asperellum CBS 433.97, 429 nucleotides long. RefSeq lists its product as uncharacterized. Lineage: Eukaryota; Fungi; Ascomycota; Sordariomycetes; Hypocreales; Hypocreaceae. The record is from RefSeq and is a predicted model, not a curated record.